AUGAAGAUCAUUAAAACCACACCAAAUGAAUUGGUUUUAAUAUCAAGAAAUAGAUUAAAAGAAUGGUCAUUAGCAUUUGCAAUUUCGUCAAUUGGUUUAUUACCCUUUUUGCAUCAAUCUGAUGAAUUAUUUAUAAAGGCAGCUAAAGUAGUAUUCUUUAUUACAUUUGUAUUAGUUGGGUUAUUGGGUAUCCAUGAAGAAUAUAAUAUAGAAUUUAAUAUUAAAAAGAGAAAAGUUUUAAUGGAAUAUAAAAAUAUUUUAGAAUUAAUAGCAAGACAAGAAGGAAGAGUUAUGGUUUUAGAUUUAGAUCAAGUAAGAAGUUCAUCAGUUCAAGAGGUUAAAGAAGGAAAAAAGACAUUAUUUAAAUUAGUAUUGGAUUAUUCUGAUGGUCUUAAAAUUGGGCUUACAGAAACUUAUUUUUAUUAUCCAGAUCUAAUAGAAUCAAUAAAGACUGAUAUUAACAAAUGGUUAACUGAAAACAAUGUAGUAAGUAACAAAGAUAAAGAUUUAUAUGGUUCUGAUGAUGAAGAUGAUGAUGAUCAAGAAGGUGGCGCCAAUCAAUUCGAAUCUGACUCUAGUGAUGAAGAUAUUCAACAAAAACAAAACAUAAAGAAAAGAACAAAUAAAGUUAAAUAA
Messenger RNA from Dictyostelium purpureum, 636 nucleotides. RefSeq lists its product as uncharacterized. The coding region runs from base 1 to 636 and encodes 211 amino acids. The transcript has a single exon. Lineage: Eukaryota; Evosea; Eumycetozoa; Dictyosteliales; Dictyosteliaceae. The record is from RefSeq and is a predicted model, not a curated record.